This is a messenger RNA of Fusarium sp. VM40, 183 nucleotides long. The record is from the annotation of a GenBank genome assembly. NCBI's taxonomy places the organism in Eukaryota, Fungi, Ascomycota, Sordariomycetes, Hypocreales, Nectriaceae.
AUGGCCGCCGAUAGCUUCUCCAACAACUACUCUGGCGAGCACCGACGCCAGCCUAUCCUCUCUCAGAGUUCACACAAAUGGAUCUGUACCUUUUGUGUCCUUCAUGCCAGAUUCAGCGAUGUGGGUGCUGCACCUAUGGCUAGACCAAGAAACAGGACCAAGAACGAUGCAUCGAGUUUAUGA